Molecule: messenger RNA, 3459 nt
Organism: Dracunculus medinensis (Guinea worm)
Lineage: Eukaryota; Metazoa; Nematoda; Chromadorea; Rhabditida; Dracunculidae
Source: the annotation of a GenBank genome assembly
AUGUCCUCAUCGAGUCCGUCAAGAUUUAUGUCGCCGCCGAUAUCUAUGAAAAAGCGCAGUUGCGAAUAUCAGAAGUUGCUUGCUGAUCCUCACAUUGAUGCCUCAUUGCGUGAAGAUUCUGUUGCGCAACCGUCUUCUUCAAUACAAUGUUCAAACUUGAUAAAAUCGAAUCAAUAUCUUAAUGCGACAGAUCUAUCUAUGAAUGGCGAUGCUAAAUUCAACAGUAAUACUGAUUCAUUGGAAAUUUCAUUUAAGGACGGUUCCACAUUUAAAGAGAUUGGUUUUAAUGCUGAAAUUAAUGAGAAUGGCAGAGAAAGCAUCGUGACAGCUCUCAAACCUUCAGAUUUUUUACAAACGUGUUUUGUGUCAUUCUAUGAAUCUGUUUCUGAAAAUAAUUAUGAUGCUGAAAACAUUGCUUCUGCCGUGACAUCUCAUAAUCGCUUUUCAUUUGUAUCUGAUCAAAAGGAUAAGGUGAAUUCUGUACCUACUCCUCUAGAAAACCUAAAAAGCAGUGAAAUCGUUCCAUCAUCAGAUAUAGUCGAGGAAGCUCAAGAAAAUAAAGGAACUCCCCAUAUAUUUGAGCAGAUGUUUGAAGCUCCAAAGCACCGUCAAACAUUGACAUUGUCGACAAGGAAAAGCAUGGUACCAUUCCAAGAAAAAGAAUUGCCAUCAUCACCAUCUGAAUUGGCUUAUUAUGCACGUAGUUGUGCUGACGAAUUUUCUUUCCUUAUAAAUGAAGAAUACUGCAAUACAUCACGUCUCUGCGAAAACUGCUAUUCAAUGCGUAGGGAAUUGGAAAGAUUGGCUAAUAAGUUGGAAUCCAUGGCUGAGAACAUAGAGGAGAAAUUAGAUCCUUUUGAAACAAAGAAUUUUCCGGGAUUUGAAGAUAUGAAGCAUCAACUGAAUAUUGCCCACGAGCAGCUAAUUGAGACAAAAAAAAUUUCCGAUGUUCUAAAAUUGGAGAACCAGAUUCUUUCUACAAAUUUGGAAAACGAGCAAAAUUUAAGGAAACUAAAAGAAAAGGAAUCGGAUGAUUUCAAAUUUUUGUUUGAAGAAGCGGUAACUAAAAGGAGCAACGAUGGCCGAACUUUAAGAAGCGAGAUUAUCGAACAGUCGAAAAAAAUCGAAGAGCUGGAAUUCAAAAAUAAGCAUCUGACGAAUGUCCUUAAUAAACUGGAAGAAAUGUCCUCUGAUGAAUCCAAAGAGUUAAAGAGAGAAAGAGAUGGGAUAUUGGAAGCAGGUCUUGAAAAAUAUACGAAUGUUAAAAAGUUCGCAAAUACAAGCGUUGAUAAUGGAAAAGUGGAAGCAGAGCUUCUGAAUACAAAGAGAGAAAGUAGUGACCCAGGAGUGAGAUUAAAUAAAGUGGAAAAUGAAAAUUUACAGAAAAUCGAACUGCUGAAUAUCAUAGUCAAAAGCGAUUUACUUGUUUCUAUGCAAAAUAAGAUUGACGAAAUCCUAGCUUUAAGCCGAGAUCAAAAGCAGUUGGGGAUUGGUAUGGACAACAUGAUGAAAUUAUUGUUAAAUAUAAAAAAUUUAGUUGAUGAAUCUAUGAUUAUGAACAACCAGAAAAUAGAAGCAAUGUUCACUGAAAAUAGGAAUUUUGGCACAGUUCUGGAUAAUUUGAAUUGUAAUCUGAACCAGUGGUGCAGUGAGAUGCAGUUUCAAAAUUCACUCAUUACAGCCAUCAAAAAUGGUUUAAAUGCCAACGAGGAAACGAAAAAAGCGAGUACCGCCACAAUUUUAAAAAUCAAUAAGCGUUGUGGAAAAAUUUUGCAGCUGUGUAAAAAGAUUUCGAAUGAUCGUAAAUGUCUGGAUGUGGUCGAAUGUUUGAAAGAGAUGAUAGAAAAAAAUUUAUUAGUCGAUGAGAACUUUUCGGAGAAAAAACGACUGGUGGUGCGGGAAGCUGUCGAAGAGACUUUUAAAAAUUGUGAACAAAUUUUUGAAUCAAACAGAAUAGAAGAAAAUAGAAGAACUAAUGCGAUGUGUUCAGAGAUUCUUGAUUUAAUGAAAGCAAUAGAAAAUCAGAAGAAUCUAUUUUUAUGUACUUCACAGUGCACCGAAGAAAAAUUUUUUUCGAAGAUGGAACAGGAAAGAACUAAGUGGGAAAACAUGAUGGGAGUUUUCAAUGAAAAUGUAGCAUCUAUCGUCACCAGUUUACAGGAAGGCGCAAUUAAUAUUGAGAAAAUAAUCACUGACUCAUUUUUCAAUGAAGAAAUGGAGAAAAUGAAAUCGAUUAACAUAGAACUUGUAAAAGCGCUAAAGGUGAUGGAAACAAAAUAUAGCAUACUUGAAGUGGAAUUUGGUGAUAUAAGGAAAAUUUGGCAAGAAGAUUCAGCUAUCAGUAAAAAUGAAUUUGAUAAAAUUAGACAGGGAUAUGACGUGCUGGUGAAAACCGUUCACACGCUUGAAGAAAAGUUGAGUAAAUCAAAAGGAAGAACAAACGAAUUGAAACAGUUUUAUGAAAAAAAAAGAAUGGUGAAGGAAAAUUAUGACAUAAACGAUGAUGAUAAAGAAAAUUUGGAUGUUGCGAAACAGAGGAUAAAAGAAUUACUGAAAGAAAAUAAUAGACUUGGAGAUGCUUGCGAUGAAGCAGAUGAAGAAAUAGAAAAAUUAAAGAAUGAGCUGGAAACCUUAAGAACCAAAUUGGCUCGUAUUGAAGACGAAAAGGGUCACAGCCGUUCGGAUAAUAUAGAAAUCGUUGAUCAAAGCACUGACUCAACAUUUUUUAGGGAGGAAAUGAAAAAAAUGAACACACUUAACACAGAACUUGUAAAAAUACUAAAGGCGAUGGAAACAAAAUACAAAAUGCUUGAGAUGGAAUUUAAUGCUGUAAAGAAAAAAUGGCAAGAAGACUCCGACAUCAGUAAAAAUGAACUUAAUAAAAUUAGACAGGAACGUGAAGUGUUGAUGAAAACCAUUUACGCGCUUGAAGAAAAAUUAAGCAAAUCAGAUAAAAGAAUAAACGAGUUGAAACAGCUGAAAUGUGAAGAAAAAGGAAUAAUGAAGGAAAACGUAGAUGCCUACGAAACAGAUGAUGAUGAAGAAAAUUUGGUUGUGGCGAAACAGAAAAUAAAAAUAUUGCUGAAAGAAAAUAAUAGACUUGGAGAUGCUUGCGAUGAAGCAGAUGAAGAAAUAGAAAAAUUAAAGAAUGAGCUGGAAAUCUUAAGAACUAAAUUGGCACGUAUUGAAGACGAAAAGAAUCCGAAUAAUCUAGGAAUUGCUGAUCAAAUGGAUUCUUUCAAUUCUGCAAGACAGUAUUUAAAGCCAAAAGCAAAAGCGCCAAACCCACCGGAUUCACUAACUCCGCUGAAACCAGGCCAAAGUAACGUUAGGGAUCCCAACUAUACUAUGCAAGAUGAAACAUUAAUGAAUCUGCUGGAUGAAAUCUCAACAGCUGAGAUAAAAGCUCCUGAAACUGGAAAAGAACAUGUCAAUGAAAAUGAAUGCAAGAUCUCCUAA